ACAUUUUUUGUUGAUCAUUCUAUUCAGUUAUCUCUAUAGCUAUAUCAAACAAACCUUGGCUUGAAUUUCAUCAUCUAUAUUCUCUUAAACCACAUACACUUUUGUAUCAAAAAUGGGAAAUUAUCUUGCUCUUUGUAGACCCAUUUCAGGAUCUUGUAUAUCAUCAAAUCAUGGUAAUAAAGUUGUGAGGGUAGCCAAACCAGAUGGGAAGGUCCUAGAAUUUAGGACCCCAAUCCAUGUCAAAGAAAUCUUGUCAAAUUUUCAAGCUUUUGGAAGUGUUGGUAUCUCGAAGGUAUCCUCAGAAUCACUCUCCCCAGAUUAUGAGUUGAAGCCUGGAAGAUUAUACUACUUGCUUCCAUCUCAAGGAGUCAAAGAGCAAGGUAAUAACAAUAAUAACAACAAUAAUGGCUUAAAGAGGAUCAAAGUUGUCAUAACAAAGCAGCAGCUUCAACAGUUAGUGACCAAACAGAUCUCUGUAGAGGAUAUAUUCUCAGAGGUUCAUCUUCAAACAGUUGGUGCUCAUAAUAAUAGGAAGCCAAAAUUGGACUGUAUACCUGAAGAAAAUUGAGUACCAUACAAAUAUAGAAUAAGGAAAAAUUUAUAUUUGUCUUUUUUCGUUUUUUUUUUCCUUUUUGGCUGUUUUAAAUCUUUCCUUUCCCUUCUCCCAUCUUUGUUGCUUUUAUUUUCUCUUUUGGGGGGUUCGUAAAGUUUGUAAGGACAAAAGAAAGGAAGAAUGUAAGGGAUAUAGACAUAGGACCUUAUAUAGAAUAAAUAGUUAGUACUGGUUUUUCAAA
Messenger RNA from Arachis duranensis, 794 nucleotides. RefSeq lists its product as uncharacterized. The record is from RefSeq and is a predicted model, not a curated record. The coding region runs from base 113 to 568 and encodes 151 amino acids. The transcript has a single exon. NCBI's taxonomy places the organism in Eukaryota, Viridiplantae, Streptophyta, Magnoliopsida, Fabales, Fabaceae.